CCCAACACUUUAGAUCAAGGAGCUUCACCAGCCUUAUCAGCUUAAGUCAACCGACUUGAUGGCAUCAGCAAAUGGCUUUCCUGCCAGUUUCUACAGCGAGCCUGGGGUGCUCGGCCUCUUGUCCAAUGGUAUCAGUGCAUUUCUGGUGCUCCUCCAGAACUUCAAUGGUGCCAGAAGUGGGAUUCCAGCGUUCGGAGUUGAGAACAUCCUUGCAGGUGUUCACCUGAUUCUAAUUGGUGGAGUGUGCCAGUUAAUCGCUGGCUUCCUUUCCUUCCGUAAAUAUGACCAUCUCAGUGGCACAUCCUUCAUUGCUUAUGCAGCUCUUUGGGGAAGUUAUGGAGCCACAAGAAUAUUUAUAGGAGCCUACCAAGAAGGUCCUAUUAAUUCCUCAACUUUAGUAAAUGUUUCACUCGACAACUUAAUCACAAACUCCACCGCUACCAAUGCAACCACUGUUCCUAAAUUCAUCGGUGAAGCCGCCAUAGCUGGUUUGGUUCCCUACAUCUUCCUCUCCUUGCUUCUGGCGUUCUGCUCGGCCACAGUGAACUACAUCAUGCCCUUUGUGUUUGGAGCCAUCACCCUCACGUUGGUGUUUGAAGCCGUCGGACUCGUAGGUAGCUGGGCUCUGGUGGUCUCUGGAGUUCUGGAGCUCCUCAUUUUGAUCUUCGCCAUCUAUGGCUCAGCAGCUUUGCUCAUCAAAGGUCUGGCCCAACGCUACGUCCUCAAGGGCUUCGGUAACCCUCUCUUCAACGUUCUGCUCCUCGGGACCACCAAUACCGGCAGCUCCCAGAGUUUAGGCCAAGAGAAGAAGAAAAACACCAAAUACGCCGAACCCAUGGCCUUGGGCUUCUUCUGCGACACCAUCUCAGCCUUCAUCUUCGCCUUCUACGCUUUCGGCUACUUCCCAACGCUCACGCUAGGCGCCAUCUGGAUCACCAUCAACUCCGCCACCCAACUUCUCUCCAGUUAUUACGCUUACCUGCGCCAAGACUGCUACCACGCCACCAAAUUCGCCCUGCACUGCACCUACUGGCUUGUGAAGACCUGGGAAGAGUAUGUGGUGUCUGUUGUGAUUGGACGAAGCGAAGAAGCCACCGGAAGACCGGCCAUGGUGGGAGACUGGUUCUUCCUGGCAGCAUCCUUGGUUCUCAUUAUCGCAUGCCUGAACAUGGACACCCUGGAACUCCUCCACAAUGCCAUUUUCUUCCUGCUAACCAUCUCAACAAUCUCCCAGAUCCCUCUUCACAGGUACUACAUCUUCUUCGGCGUGAUCUGUGCCAUCUUCACUGCUCUCUCGCUGUACGGCACAUUCGCUCGCAUGAUCAACACCAUCGCUGAGAAGUCUCUGAUUCCGGUCGGACCUCAACCGGUCUCCACCGACCGACUCGAGAAUGGUCUAGGCUGCAGGAGAAAGUCUCUGAAGGAACAGACCAACGGAAAAGGUUCCCAACUACCAGAUGCUCUGUUUUACUUCACCAAUGGAGUGGCAGCGCUCUCAGCCAUCCACAUCAACCACCCCCUCCCUGGCUUUCUAGAGCUGACCGUACCCUGGGUGCUCAUCCCAGGGGCCAUCAUCCAGGCCUACGUCAGUCGACUUCAGGUUCAAGGCGGAAAGAGGUUUGGCUCGGUCAUCCCUUCCUUCUACGCCGCCAUUUGGGCCACAUGGACCUGGUUUAGAUUUGGAGGACAGCAUCUGCACAUAACCAUCGAUUCAGCUGGCGGCUUUACAGCAGGAGCUAUAGCUUUUCUGGUGGUCAAUGCUUUCUUGAUGCUGAUUGCUGCUUAUGGCAAUCUAGUUCUGCUGAUGAUGACCACGCUCAUGGAGAUCAUGUUGGUUUGCUUCCUUCUCUCCACUGUUGGUAGACUGCCCUAUCAGCUGGAAGUUGCUAUGCUUUCACUGUUUGCAAUCACCUGUCUCUUCGGGAUGUUGGCGUCACUCAUCAACUGCAUCUUCUCCAAAAAUCUGAUCUCGCUUGGCCCUUCACUGAUCAAGAACAAAAAGAAGAAGGGUGCUGCUUCAACAACUCCUUGUCCGAUCGCUAGCUCUCGAGGGACCGCCGGACUCCUACAAAUCGCCAAAUUGCUUGAAAAAGAUGGCGUCUGUGGCAUUCCAACAGAUACUGUCUAUGCUUUGGCUGCUUCCUGCAAGAACCCAAGCGCAAUUGAGAAGAUCUACAAUAUCAAAGAUCGUCCAGCAGAGAAGCCCAUCUGCAUCUGUAUCUCCAGUGUGGAGCAGCUUGUAGCAGCUAAACCUCCAUUCAGCCCCCUGCUUUGGGAGUUCAUGAGAAAUGUCUACCCAGGAGGCAUCAGCUGUAUCGUACCAAAGGGGGACUGGCUCUUCAAACUUGGUGUGGGACCAGCAUACGACCGCGUGGGGACCAAAGAAAGCAUCAUGAUCCGAGUUCCCGACCACACAGUCACCGCCCACCUGUGUGAGAUCACCGGCCCAUUGGCUAUCACUUCUGCAAACCCCAGCGGUGAACCUGACAGCACUCACCACGACAUGGUCAUUAGUCGCCUCGGACACAAGAUCCAAGGAGUUCUGUGUGACGGAGAGUCCAAUGAAGUGGUGGCGUCAACUGUGGUCAACUGCUUAAAAAUCGAUGAAGGUACGAUCAGCAUUCUGCGAGAGGGUUGUGUUCCUGCGGUGAAGGUGCGGCAGAUCUUUGAGAGGGUGAAGAACAGCAUGGCUUAAGAUCUAAAGAGCUAAAAGUUAGAAAAAAAUGAAGGAAUAUAACAAUUAAGGGCAAAUGUUAAUUGAAGGCUAAAUGAAACACAAACACACACAGUAUUCUCCAACUAUGAGAUGUUUUCUGGAGUUCACAAUGAAGUGGGACUCUUAAGGCUAUAUAUGUAUAUAUACAACUCUGGAAAAAAAUCUCUGAUUUUGCUAUUUAUAUUUUAGGUAUAUGUCUGAGUAAAAUUAACAUUGUUGUUUUAUUCUAUAAACUAUAGACAACAUUUGAAAAUGAGAAAUGGCUGAAAAAAACAAAAAAGAUGCAGAGCUUUCAGACCUCAAAUAAUGCAAAAAAAACAAGUUCAUAUUCAUAAAGUUUUAAUAGUUCAGAAAUCAAUAUUUGGUGGAAUAACCCUGGUUGGUUUUUAAUCACAGUUUUUUUCAUGCAUCUUGGCAUCAUGUUCUCCUCCACCAGUCUUACACACUGCUUUUGGAUAACUUUAUGCUGCUUUACUCCUGGUGUAAACAUAGUUUGUGAUCAUCCAUCUUCCUCUUAUUAUAUUCCAGAGGUUUUUAAUUUGUUAAAAUCAAAGAAAAUCAUAAUUUUUAAGUGGUCUCAUUUUUUUGUCUAGAGCUGUAUAUAUAUUGUAUAUAUGUAUAAACAUUUAUAAAUGGUUAUGGUAGGUUUUAUGGGUAGACAGUUGUUAUGAAGACUUAUGAAUUGUACUUAACAACAGUGUUUCAACAAUUAUGAAGAAAAAAAUAUCCUUUCUUUAUUUUAUGUGUGGAAAUAAAUUUUAUUUAUGUAUUUUCUUUUUUUUUUCUCUGUAUUUAUAAUGUAAUUACUGUAUGUGUGAUGUUUUGUAAUAUAAUGAUAUAGUUAAUUUAUGUAUAUGUGUUUAUAUAUAAACAUACAUGACUUCAGUUCAAUGAAGGACAGCGAGGACUAUUUAUGAACAUACGCAUAAUAUUAAUAUUAUAUGCUGGCAUAGAUAUUAUUAUUUUGCACGGUGAAUCUGUUAUGUAUCAAUGUAUUUCUGUUUUUUUUUGUGUUUCUCUGUCAUAAAAAACACAUCAACAAAAUUCUAACAUCAGAUUA
Astyanax mexicanus (Mexican tetra) is the source of this 3776-nucleotide messenger RNA. RefSeq lists its product as uncharacterized. Bases 59 to 2695 code for a protein of 878 amino acids. The transcript has 11 exons. Gene Ontology annotation, molecular function: tRNA binding; nucleotidyltransferase activity; double-stranded RNA binding. The record is from RefSeq and is a predicted model, not a curated record. Gene Ontology annotation, cellular component: cytoplasm. Lineage: Eukaryota; Metazoa; Chordata; Actinopteri; Characiformes; Acestrorhamphidae. Gene Ontology annotation, biological process: regulation of translational fidelity.